AUGAUUGCAUAUGUAAAGUUUGUUGUACCUUCAGAGACAGUUCACCUGAAACAUGAGGCGAGUGCAUCUCGGCUUUCCUCCCAGGUGGAAGUAAACUAUGGGAAACACUGGGAUGAAAUAAACAACAAGAAGAAACUGCUGAUCAGCCAAGUGUUUAAGAAUAGUUCCAGUUCAUCUCUAGUCAGCUAUUUCAUGGAGUUUACCAUGCAAGUCCUGGAAAAACAGGCGAAUUACAGAACCCAGCUGCAGCACUCGCACAGCUCUCGGGUUUAUUUGCAGAGCAGCACUAACUUGGAGGUGCACUAUAAUGACCAUGUGCCAUUUGUGGCUGGGCUGCAGUGGAAAGACGCAUCUGGAAGUGGCCUGAAGAAGUGGGAAGGUGGAUUAAAUAUAGACACCCCAUGGCUAUAUCUGUAUGCAGCUCACAAACUACAUCAGCCUCAGCAUUCUACUUAUUUAUUGACUACGGAGCUGACAACUGGAAAAGCUCUCUCCAUUAAGAAUCUUGUAGUGGAACUAUUUUACAAAGAUCAAGGCAAUGAAAAGGAAGGGAAAGUUCACAUUUACACACCAGCUACCACAUACCUGCAGGCAUCCACAUUUAAUCGUCUUGGGAGGAAUGUUCUGCAUAGCUAUAGUGAAAUGGUAUCUCUGUGGAAUCAGCUUAUGAAAAAUGAGAUUCAUUUGGAGAAUAAUGAACGAGCCAAAUAUCUCUGCUUUAAGAUAAAGAAUACAAAACAGGAAUUUAACUUCACAGGCAGCUAUCAGAAUCUGCCAAUGCCUAAGAAGACAAACUUUACCAUGAAGACUGUGUGGAAAGACUAUAAGAAUCUGCCUGUCGUGCUGCAGUUUGAAGGUCAGAUAGAGGAGCUGAAAAACGAGAAGAUGCUCUAUCAAAAACGUGGAACCCUUAAUUUCAGGCAUCCUUUUAAAGUACCCAUUCUGCAGAGCUUCCUUCUGCAGGAGACAUUUACUGUUGACAAAAAGCAAAAGCACUAUUUAUUGGAAACAAAAGUUUUGAUAAAUGGGGUGGAGGAAACAGUUCAAACCCUUGUACUUGCUUACCAACCUGAAAACCCCUAUAUUUGUGCUGGCUUAACUCAUCCUUAUAACUACAGUUUGUUCCCCAAAGAUGUUGAAAUAUGCAUUUUAACUCAAAGUCACCAAAAUGUGAUGAAUGGGCUUGAGACUACCUUGAAGGUCAAUAAGGAAGAUGUUUUCAGCUUUCUAGGGAGGUAUCAGGACAAAUCCAGUGGGGCAGAUUUUAGACAUCUUUUGCAAAUGGAUGUGACGCAUUCAUUCCAGCUUGAGUUUCCACGAACAAUGGGCCUAAGUGGGGAGCUGUUUUCCAGGCAGACUAAACUGGAACACUUUGACUAUGGAGUGAGCGUAAAAGUUGUCGUCGACAAGACCGUGUCUUCACAGGCCCAGGCAACCCUUAAGAGAUACAGUGAGAGCAAUUUCAAUGGCUCUCUUUACCUUCAUUCCAAUGGAAGGGACAUGCUGAUGCUGGAGGUUGAUACAAACAAUGAAAAGAGAAAGAAUGCCAGAGUUGUUGAAUUGAGAGCUUUCCUCCAUCAGACAGUCCUGACAAACCCAGAAUCAAUACAGUUCCAGAUCAUGGGCAAAAUAUUUCCUUCAAGGAUCAUAACAAAAGCACCCAAGAAAUUUGAAGAAAAACCAUUCUGCCAAUCGAACGGCAGUCAGGCAAUCCCAAUGGAGGCAAAACUGAAAGGACACCUGGAACUGAGUAAAGAGAUGAAAAGGGGGCUAGCUAGCUUCCAGGUGGAUGAGGAAGCCCUGUCUUUAGAUUUUUCCAAUAUUAUGAGUCCUGAGCACAGCAGAGUCAGUGGGACUUUCACACAUAAUAUCAGCUUAUUAAAAAAUGCAGGAUUCCCCUUGGAUGGCAUUCUUACUGCUGUGUGUGACUGUGGCUCAAGAAAUCGCACCAUCGCUAUAGCCCUACAGAGUGGCAGUGAAAGGAUUGCUGCUGUGUUUGGAGGUCACAGGCUGUCCACUGAGCCUGCUAAAUCCCAGCUAUCUGUUAGUUUAAAGCACAACAUCUCAAAGAUAAAGAGACAUGGCAUCCCUUUUACUGUGGAAGCUGCUGGCUAUUAUGAGAAUUUCACCAAGAAAAUUGCUGCAGGGAUAACAACCACAGUGGAGAUGGAACAGCUGAAAAUUGAAAUAGAGAAGGAAACCACUGGCAGUGCUAUGGAAGUUUCUCUUUCACUUCACCAUGAUGUGGGAGGACUGAUCAACAUUGUUCCACAUGUGCUAGAGUCUCUGGGAAUUGCCAGAGAGAACCAAGUGAAGGUGUCAGCCAUGAGAAGUGACAAGUAUAAGGGCAUGCUUGGCAUUGUCCUUGGGUCUUGCAGUUUAAAAGCUGAUGGAGAAGUAAGCCUGGCAAGCAAUGAAACAGAUACAGAAUGGGUCCUUACUUUUAGAAACAAGUGUGUCAGUCUAGAGAGGAUGGGAUUGCCUCAUGCUGUAGCCUUUGGGGGCUCAUUUCAACAGAACAUCUGCAGCGUUGGCUUGUUAAUGAACCUCCAGUGUGAUGGCAGAACAGUUGAUGUGCAGAUAGACACUUCCUGCGAACACGAGUAUAUGCUCCAAGGGAUGCUCAGGCAUUCAGUUUCCUGGCUGAGUCAGCUUGGGCUGCCUUUUGAAAACUCUGUCCUGUUGUCUGCAGCCACAGACUCUACCACUGAGGGUGUUUUGUUGCUGCAGGCUGGCAAAUGCAAGCUUAAGGCUAGAGGAGAUCUCUGUAUUCAGAAUAAAGCUGAAUGGACACUGGAAACAGAAACAGAAUGUCAGCUUCUGCAGGAUCUCAGUAUUCCAACUCAGUCGCGGAUCACAGGGUCUAUUCAGAAGGACAAGUGCCAAGCGGAACUUCUCUGUGUCCUUGAAACAGAAGGCAAGGCUGCCCGUCUUGAAGUGAGAGCAGAGUGCAAGCCAAAGAUUACACUGGAAGUUCAAUUCAGGCAUGACCUCCCUCAACUGAAGGAAAUUCCAAAGGAAAAUAAGUUGUCCAUUGCUGCACGAAGGCAGAUAAAAUAUCAUAUUGGAAUAGGAAUGAAAUCCGGUGCUUGUGAGCUUCGAAUGAAUGGUGACUUUGACCCUGAAAAGAAGCUUCAGUGGAAAAUGCUUAUAGAAAACAAAUGCCAAACAAUUCAGGAUCUUGGAGCACCAGUAAAAAUUGACAGUUCAGGCUAUGUUUUGAUGGAUAAAAUGAACGUAGAUUCACAGAUGUUUAUCACUGUUGACGAAAGUAAAUUACAAGGACUCCUCAUUCUAAGGGUCACUGAUGAAAGACAAGAAUUGGAUGCGGUGCUAACCCAUAACAUUCAAGGAGCUGCUGACAUUGGCAUUCCUAUGAGGAUGUUAGUUGAUGUGGAAUCAGAAAAAAACAGUGACUUCUAUAAAAGACUUACUCACUUCUGUGUGGACAGCAAGCAAAUUACAGAAGAACUGAGCUUUGUCCAUAAGUUGGAUGUUGUGUCUCUCUACUACAAACUUACUCAUAACAUAGAAGCACUGAAGACUUUGCAAAUCAAAGACAGGAUUGAGUUGCAGGCUGUCUUGAACCAUAAAUUGAUCAAGAGCUUUAGUAUGAAGGUGCAUUAUGGUGCUCACCUAACAGUUCUCGAAGGACAAAUCCAGGACUUUGAGACAAGUACCAACAUAACUGGGAGUUUCCAUCAUACUUGGCCAUGGCUGCUACAAGCCAGGGUCCCAUCUUCUCUACAGAUAGAUGUGGUUUUUCAAGGGAGAAACGCUACUCAAGAGAGAUAUAUGCACAUUGCAGCUGGAGAAACAUCAAUCACAUACAUAAUAAACUCCUAUUAUGUUGCUCAGCAAGUGGAUAUCUUUUGCCAAAGUGUACAUAAUAGUGAGGCACUGCAGGCAGCUGGCUACCCUAAGGCAAUCAGCUUGAUUCUCAGUUUACAGAAAUCGGAAAGCAAAGCCAAGAGUAUCUGUGAAGUCCAGUAUGAUGACAAAGAUUUAACUGUGGCUGUGGAUGUUGACACAGACUUCCAGCUCUAUGGUGUAUUUGAAUUCAUGGCAGAGGUGAAGCAUUCGAUAUCACUUCUACAUCAUCUGGGACUUCCCUUCUUUUUUAAGAUGACAAUUCAAGAGGUUCUGACUGAAAACGAAAUUGAAGGAGUUCUGAGGCUGAUCUAUGAACAAAACACCAACUUCUCCUUCAGCAUCAGUAGGAAAAAAGACCAGCAAGGUGAAGAGCUGAAUAUAAAAGCGCUCCAGACUCAUCCCUUCUUUCUACGGUACUUCCCCAGUGCAGCAGAACUGUCUUCUAAGGUAAAUUAUGACAUGAGUGAAGCAAAAGGCAAUCUCUACCUCAGGAUGGAAAAAGGGGAUUUCAAUGUUACAACUAAGCUAAUGUUCACUGGAACCAGCUACAAUAAUGUCAUUGAAAUAGUCCAGACAAUGUCCCAGUUAAAAAUCCUUCCAAGGCAGUUUACUUUUAUGAUAAUUUACCAAAAAGGCAACAGAACACGUCUGCUGAGGCACAUUGCUGUGUGGGAUGGCAAAGAGAUCAAGGUAACAGGCACUUACACUGGACUCUUCCCAAAGUUGCCCGGAGGUCACGAUGUUCAGGUGGAAAUUUUCCAUCCUCUCUCCAUCCCUUUCCCGUGGCAUGCCAAGGUCGACUUAUAUGUGAAGCAUUCAGCACGCAGUCACCGGGAUGAUCUUACUGUCAUUUGGAAUGAGAAGGACCAGGUACAGCAGCCCAGAGCAAAUACAUGCCAGGGAAUGCAAGUAGGAGUGGAAAUUUUCCAUCCUCUCUCCAUCCCUUUCCCGUGGCAUGCCAAGGUCGACUUAUAUGUGAAGCAUUCAGCACGCAGUCACCGGGAUGAUCUUACUGUCAUUUGGAAUGAGAAGGACCAGAUAUCAGUGUCAUCUUCUCUGAAGUUUGGAAGAGACCGUACAAACUACAGAGCUGCCAUUGCCCACCCAUUUAAUUACACUCUGAAGCAACUGGAGGUCCAUUCCCUGUCAAAAAGAAGAGGCAGAAAGUACAACCAGCAGCUGCAGCUCCAAGGAAAUGGUGGGCAGCCUGCUGACAUCCGACUGGCCCUGGAGGAUAAAUCAAAGGUGAACCACACCACCUGGCGUGGCUGUUUGACACUCUCUUCAGGGCAGCUUCAGAGAGUAUUCAGUAUGGAACACCUGCAUGCAUGUGGGUCUGUAGAGCAAAGAUCAGCAUUGUUUAAUGAGUAUCUAGAUCUGAACUGGGAUGACAAAAAAUUCAAACACAAUUUAACAUAUGAGAGAAAUCACUUCUGGUAUCCUGAUAAAUUUCAGUUAGAAGCUGUUCUGGAAAAUAUUUUCCUGACCUCAUGCACCAAACAGAAGAUUCUGGGUAAAAUGGAAACAAACUACUCCUCUUGCCUGGACUAUUAUAUGAGCUUUGAGCUCUGUGACCUUCCAGAUGUAAUUGUUUUCUCUGGAAGGCACCAGCUCAACAAAGAUGACAUCAUUUUGCAAUCAGAGGGCAGAUUCCGCUUUGGUGAUCGUGAACAAGAUGAGGGGUUGAUUGGAGUAUCCUUAAAAAAUCAGAGUUCAGCUGAUAUGAAGAACUAUUCCUUGGAAAUUGAAUUAAGAGCCUUUGAAGAUAUUUGGCUAGGCCUGACAGGAACUGCUACUUCCUCAUCCGUUCAGAGCCAAAUCCUGGUGGAGGGAAUUAUUGAUCAGAAAGAGAAAGUAAAAGUGGCUGCUUCUAAAGGAAAGGAGUGUUUUCAGUGCUACAUGGGGUAUUUGAAAGGCAAUUUGGAAGAAGGAAUGGAAGUCAGUGCUUGUACUGAUGGGCAACAGAUGGCUACCGUUAAUACCUAUCUCAACAUCAAUGGUGAAAGGCAAGAAAACAUGGGACAAAUGGCUCUGGCAGCUGUUAAUGGAAGCUUGAGUUUUCUGGCUCAUGGAUGUGGGGAUCCGGUUCUUAAGGCUGAGUAUAAACUAAAUGAAAUUGGGAGCCUUCUGAAAGUCAGACUGAUGGAGAAGUUGAAGAAGUUUGAUGGAUAUAUGUGGAGAUUGAGGAGAUCAGUGCAGCACGUUGAUUUUCUGUCGGAAGCAGCGGGCUGGCCCUCAACAGCCUCGCAAAAGGCAGCAGGAUUUCUGCGCAGUGUGGGUAGAGCUGUCGCCCAGGUGUGGAAGCAAAGUGGAAUCAGGCAGAUACUGAGAAGCAAAGUCCCGCUUUACCUGGAUAAAAUUCAAGACGUUGUCCAGCAAAUGCAGAAUGAAUUGCAAAAGCCCCUAGCGACUUUGAAGGAUGCCUACUACGAUGUAACCUUGAAACCACUGGAUGAAGUUUGGCAAGAAAAGACAGAAGAGUGCCUGAGGAAAAUCCAGGCUUUUUUACCCAAGAUCAUAAAAGACGUGUGGCUAAUGGAACCAAUCCAGGUGGCAUUAAAGGCUGUGAAAGCAGGCUUGGAUAUGGCCACACAGCAGAUGCUCAGGUGGGCAGAGGCCAUGUUUUCUCGGGCUGUGAGCAAGAUCCGGAAGCCUUUACUCAACCUUUACAGUUUUUCAGCCAGGAACUGUUCAGUGGCAGUAAAACUGCCGGUACUUCCUAAAGCAGACCGCUCCUUGGAUCUGGCAAAUAUUACUAAUUAUCUCAUUGAAGAAAAGCUAAUGAGGCCCCUCCAAGACCUCUACAAUAUCAACAUAGUUGCAGAGUAUUAUAGAUUCAAACGGAGGAUGAUGGAGAGUCCCUUUGAACAUCAUGCCAUGUUAAUAGGGACCAAGCAUCUUAUGACUUUUGAUGGGAGAAUUUAUGAUUUAGCAUCAAAGUGCAGUGUACUUCUUGCCAAGGAUUUUGUUCACGAUACUUUCACUGUAAUACUAAACGAGGAAACUGGUAACUCAAGAUCAUUGUAUGUGGAGAUGAACCAGACCGUGAUCAGUAUCUAUCCAAGACUGAAGGUAUCUAAGAUGUAUAACUUCUCCUUUAUGGAAGAGAACUGCCAAGUACUGGAUCAGUCCCUUGAAAUGAAUAGCACUAAUUCAAGGAGAGAAACCAACAAAAUAGAAGUGUCUAAUCAGAAAGGAGUCUCUGUAUCUUGUGACUUUCAGUAUGGUCUCUGUACUGUCACUCUGGCUGGAUGGCACCAUGGUAUUUCAGCUGGGCUUUUUGGUACCAAUGAUAACGAAGCUGGAAACGAAUGGAUGCUUCCGAAUCGCUCCUUCACUGACAACGUGCAAGAGUUCACACAGAGCUGGCAGGUAAGCAAGUGCAGCCUCGUACAGAAGAAAGCGAAGCCAUGUCCAAUCACAGCUAAGCAAAACGUCUGUGAAGUGUUUUUUGAAGAAUCACAUUCACUUCUUAGGAACUGCUUCAAAGUUGUGGACCCUGACCCGUUCUACAGCAUGUGCAGGUCUGACUCCUGUGGCUCCCGGGCGCUGGAGGCUGCCUGCAGUUUAGCAGCAGCUUUUGUUCAUUUGUGCAACCGAAAUUUUGUCCCUGUGGAAAUGCCUCCUCAGUGCUUGAGCCAGUUCUGAAUGGCAGAUACCAGCCCUGAAGAUGGAGGAACCCUUUCAGCACCCAAAAUAAAACGGCUAUUUUAGGUGGACAAGCUAGAAGCAAUAGUGGGGAGAACAGUAAAAGUGAAUGAAUUAGUGUUAGAACUAUGAAAAUAAGCUUUUCACUCAGAAACACCUGAGGGUAAGAGGAAUGAUUUGAGUACAGAGACAAGAAACUACAAGCAACCAGAAGAAAUUGGACUUAAAAAGACUUCUCCCAUUUAGUAGCCAAGUAGCCUCUUCACAAGCCUCGAGCCAUAGCAUGAACACUUUUAAAAGAUGACAAAAUGUCUUUCCCAGCUCAGAUGAGUACAAGUGUUUUGCUUUGUGAAAGCAGCAUAUCAGCUUUGAACCUGUGCAGAGAUGGUGACUGCUUUUUUCUCCAGAACUGAAACUGAGCUCUUCAGUAAAUUCUGGAGAAAGUGCCCUUUUUCCCAGGAAGUGACCCAACACGCAAGAGGGCUAAGAUAGAAAUAGGAUGGUUAAAUAAUUUAAAGCAUUUAAUAAUAUUCUCAUUUUUAUGCUGUUUGAUUUUUCCCUUAUUAAUGUGUACCUUGUUAAAUGAGACUCAGCUUUCUUGGGAUCUGUUCUGCAGUUUCACGUUCUCCCUUUGUGUCUUUAGACCCUCCUUCUCAGAACUUGGGUCACACGUUGGGAAAAGGUGACGGAUGCCUGUCCUAUCCAUAAAGCAGUCAUAAGGUGUCACAGAUACUGGUGUGCGGGUGUCUCAUCUGUUAAAUUAUUUUCUGUAUUUUAGUUCUACUGAUUAAAAAAAAAGCAUUACAUUUCUUCCCACAGUACCAGGAAUGCAGUUAUUCCUUAGUAAAAGGUAACACUGCUGAAUCCUUCAGAUGUCUUUGCAUAUUAUGCAAACAUUGAAAUAACUGUGUUCUGAACUAUGAAAUAAUGCUAAUAAACAUCUGGCUUCCUUAUUUU
Calidris pugnax (ruff) is the source of this 8478-nucleotide messenger RNA. RefSeq lists its product as uncharacterized. The transcript has 48 exons. The record is from RefSeq and is a predicted model, not a curated record. Bases 1 to 7521 code for a protein of 2506 amino acids. NCBI's taxonomy places the organism in Eukaryota, Metazoa, Chordata, Aves, Charadriiformes, Scolopacidae.